Molecule: messenger RNA, 2470 nt
Organism: Pogoniulus pusillus (Red-fronted tinkerbird)
Lineage: Eukaryota; Metazoa; Chordata; Aves; Piciformes; Lybiidae
Gene: SCRN3
Product: secernin 3
Exons: 7
Coding region: 70-1332 (420 amino acids)
Biological process (GO): proteolysis
Molecular function (GO): dipeptidase activity; cysteine-type exopeptidase activity
Source: RefSeq, a predicted model, not a curated record
GCUCAGCCGCGCCCCGCCGCUGCCACCGCCGCCGCCGCCGGGCCCUGCGGAGUGCCUGCUGCAGCCAGCAUGCUCCCCCCGCAGCCGCCCCGCUCCUGCGACACCUUCGUGGCGCUGCCGCCUGCCGCGGCGGGGGGCCGCGUCAUCUUCGGGAAGAACUCGGAUCGGCCGGCGGAUGAGGUGCAGGAGGUCGUCUACUUCCCGGCCGCCGCGUACCCGCCCGGUGCGGCGCUGGAGUGCACCUACAUCACCAUCGAGCAGGUGGAACGGACGCACGCCGUGGUCCUGAGCCGCCCCUCCUGGCUCUGGGGGGCAGAGAUGGGCGCCAACGAGCACGGCGUCUGCAUCGGGAACGAAGCCGUGUGGGGGAGAGAGGAGAUCUGCGACGAUGAAGCUCUCCUCGGCAUGGACCUCGUAAGGCUUGGAUUGGAGAGAGCAGACACCGCUGAAAAGGCUCUUGCUGUUAUAGUUGAUUUGCUGGAAAAGUAUGGACAGGGAGGAAACUGCAUGGAGAGCCACAUGGCAUUUACAUACCACAACAGUUUUUUGAUAGCUGACAGAAAGGAAGCCUGGGUGCUGGAGACAUCAGGAAAACACUGGGCAGCAGAAAAAGUAGAAGGAGGUGUACGGAAUAUUUCCAACCAGCUCUCUAUCACAACCAGGAUUGACAGAGGACACCCAGAACUGAAGGAAUAUGCCAAAAGCAAGGGCUGGUGGGAUGGAGAAAAGGAAUUUGAUUUUGCUGCCACGUAUUCUUACGUAAAUACUGCCAGGAUGACCACGUCCAGAGGCCGAUACUGUGAAGGCUAUAAACUUCUGAACAAACACAAAGGUUCUAUCACUUCUGAAAUAAUGAUGGAGAUCCUCCGUGACAAAGAGAGUGGCAUUAAUAUGGAAGGUGGAUUUAUGACAACUGGAAGCAUGGUGUCUAUACUGCCACAGCAGCCUAAUCUGCCAUGCAUUCACUUCUUUACUGGAACUCCAGAUCCUGCGAGGUCUGUAUUCAAGCCUUUCAUUUUUGUGCCCAGUAUUACUCAGUUAUUAAAAACUAGCUCACCUACAUUUGGUCCUGAUGAUCCUGUUAAGAAGCAGCCACGUUUUCAGAACAAGCCAGAUCGAAGACAUGAGCUCUAUAAAAAACACGAAAGUGCUGCUGUAGUUAUGGAAACUACCCAGGACCAAGGUAAAAAGAUGCUGAAAGAGAUACAGAAAUUGGAGAAACAGAAGAUCACUGAAAUGGAAUCAGUCCUGCAAAAUGGAUGUCUGGACACUAACCAAGUGGUUAACCUUUUUUCACAGUGUGUAGAAGAAGAACUCAAAAUAUAUAGCUAAACUUGCUGUUUGAAUACAGUAAAGUUCAGUUUGAUGAUUACUUUUUCUCCUGAAGUGGCUAUGUAGAUUACAUCUUAUUUUCAGUGUACCACUUAGUACAGACAGUUUCAAGAGAUGCAGAUUCAUAUUCAGGCCAAACAGCUCUUCAUUGUAAGAGGCAACACUGAAAAGGCUCUUAAGAGCCAGGCAGUGGCUUUGUCCGUAUGUGACAAAGCUGUCAGCAGAGAUCGAUUUUGUCAACAGCAGAUGCAGUUAGAAUGUAACAGCUUGAUUAAAUUGUGGAACAGCCUCGUCUUUGAAUGAAGGACACUGAGGGUUGGAGAACUUGUUUGUAGUGUACACAUGUAGCUUUUAUAGUCAAUCAUAGCAGAAUUUCACAUGGACUGAAUCUUAAUGGUGACACUGAAGGACUUUGUGAAACAUAGAACCUAUUACUUGCACUGAAUUAAAAGGAAGAGAUAUGCAAGUCAAACGAGACUGAUAUUCAGCAGUUUGACAAAACCACUCUAAGAUGGGUUUCAUAUAUGAACCUCCUGCUCCCUCAGUGCAAAAUAAUGCUAACCACAGAAUGUCAGGUUGGAAGGGACACCAAGGAUCAUCUGGUCCAACCUUUCUAGGUGAUAGUAUAGUUUAAAUGAGAUUGCCCAGCACUCUUACCAAGUUGAGUCUUAAAACUCUCUAAUGUAGGGGAAUCUACUACUUCUUUUGGGAGAUUGCUCCAAUGUCUGACUCAUCUCAUGGAGAAAAAUUUUCUUCUGGUGUCCAAUAGAAAUCUCCCUAGGAGUAACUUUUAAGAAGGGAGUCUCCAUCCUGUUGGUACAUGGGAAUAAAGUCUCCCCUAAGCCUUCUCAAGGCUGAGCAAACCCAUUUUUCUCAUCCUUUCCUCAUGUGGCAAGUUGUCCAAUCCUCUGAUCAUUCUUGUGGCAUUUCUCUGAAGUCAAAGGUAUCCUUUAAAAUAUCAGUUACAAUUUUAGUAUGAUUUUUUUGUGGAAAUUGAUUACAGUACAGAAUUGAACAGUGCAAACAUUCUACAAGUUACCACACAAUUUGCACUUCCCUGUUUUCCCCACCCUGAUAUUGAAACAAAUUAACUUAUUAACAUGAUGUGAUUGUGAAAUAAAUUCUGCAAUACACUUUA